Molecule: messenger RNA, 4932 nt
Organism: Lethenteron reissneri (Far Eastern brook lamprey)
Lineage: Eukaryota; Metazoa; Chordata; Hyperoartia; Petromyzontiformes; Petromyzontidae
Gene: USP8
Product: ubiquitin specific peptidase 8
Biological process (GO): protein deubiquitination
Molecular function (GO): cysteine-type deubiquitinase activity
Source: RefSeq, a predicted model, not a curated record
UUGGCGACGUCCGCCCGCCCGCAGGAGAGGAAAUCCCCUCGGCCGAGUCGGUACCGCGCGCAUCCCCCUCGCCGAGUCCGGGGCCACCCGUCCGGGUCCCCUCCCCGCGCCGCGCCGCGCGUCCCGCCGCCGCCGCCGCCAUUCUCCCCACGCCGUCCCAGCUCCACCGGUGCUAGCACCACCAGGAGCGUUCACGAUGCCGGUCCUCACCGAGUUCUCCAACAAGAAGCCGCUGCACGUGUGCGCCUCGCUGGGCGAACUCAACAGCCUGGCGCAGGUGAAGAUCGAGAAGACCAAGUCCCCGCGGGGCUACGCGCAGUCGGCAAGUAAAGUGCUGAAGAAAGCGGAGGAGUAUGGGCUGGAGCGCGACGAGGAGAACGCCUACAUGCUCUACAUGCGCUUCCUGCAUAUUGUCGACCACCUGCGCAAGACGCCAGAGUUCUUACAGGACAAGGGGUUCUUCCUGUCUAUGCUGGGGAGCGACAACUUUAGCAAGGCUGUGAGAGAGGCAGAGCGACUCUCCGAGAGCCUCAAAAACAGAUAUGAGGAGGCCGAGGUUCGGCAGCGGUUGGAGGAGCGAGAGCGAGUGGCCGAGGAGGACGCCGCUUUCAGGGAUGAAGGGGUCGGAGACGACGACUAUGACGACGCGGAUGACGACGACAACUUUUAUCGGAGGCACGGCCCCCUGGGCAAUGGCACUGCCACAGGCGGCACGCGGCCCCCGGAGACCAGGAAACGCAGGUCGGGGUCGCCUGGCUCUCGGUCUCAGCCGGGCGCAGAGGUUGUGCCGACAGAAUCGAAUUCCCACACCGGCCCCUGCCGUACCAGCAUCACGCCGCAGCAGCUCUAUUCUAUGCUCAGCGGCAGUGACGUCCAGCUGGUGCUGAUGGACGCACGGCCCUCCAUCGACUACGCGGCCUCCCACAUCAUGUCAGUCCGCUGCAUCAGCGUACCGGAGGAGGCCAUCAACCCGGGGACCACAGUGGCGCAGAUAGAGGUAGGCCUGCCCCAGGAGUCGCUGUCGCUGUGGGGCGACCGGGGCAGGGUGGACUACGUGCUGCUCCUGGACUGGAGGAGCCGCCCAGAGGACGUUUUGCUGGGAACGACGCUGCACAGCCUACGCGACGCCAUCUACAAGUGGGACAGCAUGACGAUCCUGCGCAGCCAGCCGCUGGUGCUGGAGGGUGGCUACGAGAACUGGCUGCUGCACUACCCCAUGUGGUGCAGCGAGCCACAUGUGCAUGUGCCAGCCAGGCCGGGGCCACCCAGCACCCAGCCUGAUCUCUUGGAACUUAACUACCCCUCACUGGAGGAGCCCCCACCUCCCCCGACCCCGGCCCCUCCCCCUGCCCCUCCCCCCACCGUGCGGGACGUGGGGUCCUCCACUCUCGUCGCGGGUGUCCGGCCGGAGCCCGAGCAGAGUGGUGGUGGCGCCACUGCCUCCGCCGCGGCAAGCGCCCCAGGGGGCUCUCUGGAUGCCCUGCCCUCGGGCCUUCCCACUGCUGCAGCCAAGAGCAUUCCUCAGGUGGACCGCUCCAAGAAGCCGGCAGUGGCGACCGCGGGGCCCAACCCGGUGCCCGCCCGGGCCGCCGGGUUUGCGGCCGCGGCAGUGCCCGGCCCGGAGCGGCUGUCUGCGCGCGAGCGCGAGGAGAUUGCGCGCAACGCCGCAGGCAUCAAGGAGAAGGCGCGCGUGGAGAAGGAGAAGAGGAUGAAGGCCGAGGAGGUGAGGAAAAGGAGGGCAGCGGAGGAGGAAGAGAAGAGGAAGUGGGCAGAGGAGGAAAAGAGGAAGACGGAGGAGAGGAGGAAGUUGGAGGACGAGGAAAGGGCGAGGAAAGACCACGUGGAGAGAACACGGAGAGCGCGUUUAGAGAAGGAGGAAAAAGAGAAGGAUCGAGCAGUGCCCUCCCCCGCUAUCGGAUCUGCCAAAGAGAGCCCUCCACCCCAUGCGCCGCAGGACGUGCGAGCAGAACGGCUGCGCCAGCAGCAGGAGGAAGCGGAGAAUCGGCAGCGCGAGGAAGCCGAGCGGGUCUCCAGGAUUCGCGAGAAGGCGGAGCAGGAUCAGCGUGGCAGGAUGCAGGACGGCCGCAUGGGACCGUCGCGCCACACCCCGGACAGUCAUACCGACGUCCGCCCGACCCAGCCGGCCCCUACGGCCCGCACCGCCGCGACCCAGGGGGGCGAGCGGGACCGGCCGCGCCUGCAGCGCUCGUUCUCUUCGCCCAAUGUUGCCCAGCUGGGGAUGGACAUUGACGAGGAGGACGAGCGGACGGUGGUGGACGGGGGGCCUCGCCCCAAGCCACAGUUCGACCGCGCCAGCAAGCCAGUGCCUGCGGCGGUGGUGCGGGCGCAGUCCUCAGCGAUUCUGCCGAUGCGCCACCUCAACCCGACAUACGGUAGAAUGGGCCGCGCGCUUACGGGCCUACGCAACCUGGGCAACACGUGCUACAUGAACUCGGUGGUGCAGUGCCUGAGCAACACCACGUCGCUCGCAGAGUACUUCCUCACUUCGCAGUACGUCAACAACAUCAACAGGAACAACCCCCUUGGCCGCAAGGGCCAGGUGGUGGAGGAGUUUGCAGUUAUUGUGCGCGCACUCUGGUCGGGCCAGUACCGCUCCAUCACCCCCCGCGACUUCAAGUUCAUGAUUGGCCGUCUCAACGAUCAAUUCUGUGGCACGGAGCAACACGACUCGCAGGAGCUGCUCAUCUUUCUGCUCGACGGGCUGCACGAGGACCUCAACCAGGCAAAGCGAGUGCGCGUGAAGGAGGAGAAGACGGAGCACCUGUCCGACUCAAUGGCGGCAAAGCUCGCGUGGGACGCGUACAAGCACAUCAACGAGUCCGUCCUUGUCACCCUCUUCCACGGGCAGUUCCGCUCCACCAUCAAGUGUCUCACCUGCCAGAAGGUGUCGCGCACCUUCGAGGUCUUCAUGAACUUGACGCUGCACCUGCCUUCCGACACCACCUCCAAGUGCACGCUGCAGGACUGCCUGCAGAUGUUCUCCAAACCCGAGAAGAUGACAGAUGCCAACCGCUACCUGUGCAGCCACUGCAAGCAGCGGCGCGAGUCUGUCAAGACGAUGGAGAUCUGGAGGCUGCCACCCGUGCUAAUCAUCCAUCUAAAGCGAUUCUCCUACUCGGGCCGCUGGAAGCAAAAGCUGCAGACGAACGUGGGCUUCCCGCUCACGUCGCUGGACAUGAAGCCGUACAUCAUCAACAAAGAGAAUCGAUACUCCGAGUACAACCUGUACGCCGUAUCGAAUCACUACGGCUCUCUGGAUGGCGGCCACUAUACAGCGUACGCGCACAACACGGUCCGCGACAGCUGGUUCAAGUUCGAUGACCACGAGGUGGAGUUCAUCUACCCCAAGAACGUGUCGACCUCCGCAGGAUACAUCCUUUUCUACUCAGCCCUCCCACAACAACCCCCCCGCAUGGACAUAUUCUAGCCACAUGGCUAGCCACACGACUCAUCGCUCGUAUUGGCCGGCUAGUUGCUCACCUAGUCAAUUCACCAGCUGGUCUUUUUAAUCAUCCAGCUAUUCUUACUCGUAGCCAGUCGAUCUCUUUAGCUAUCUGAGUAGCCUCUCUCUUAGCCAAGCAGUAAUCAAUACGGUUAAGUAGGCACCUAGUAAGCGAAACAGAAAUAUGGUGGAAUGUGUAACUCGCAAGUCCGUCAGGUAUUGAGUAGCAAGCUGAACGGUUAACCGGCUGGUCAGCCAAGCCAGUGGAGAUGCCUGUGGGUCAACCAAUUACCUGAGCAGCCGGCUAGUUGGGGGCCACAGCCAUGCAGGGUUUAACCCAGGGCCUAAUUUCAUCUGGGUCUGUACCAGGUCAGUGACCUGUAAAAUAAUUAUGCACCCAGCACACCACAUCCAGUGCGGCUUAUCGCUAUGGCUGUGGCUACUGCUGAUCUCAUUCCACCCUCUCCAGUCUCCCAGAGGACUCGGAGAAUGUUCAGUGACAAAUGAUGCCGUGGAGCAGUCCACGUGGGGACGCGGUAUUCCACGGUCACGAGACCACGGCCUCGCACAGCGGGUGAUUGUUCGCUGAUGCCGUGUGUUGGGUGAACUGCGUUAUGGCUUUUGUUGAAAAGGAAGCGUGCACUUUCAGCUCCGCGCGGCGAUGCUGCGGCAGGCCCUGCACCGUGAUGCCGGUGGAGUCGAGUUCCUGCUGCUCCCCGUGGGUGUUGCUCGUGUGGAGGAGGAGCAAGUAAGGGAUUGGAGUCACGUCCGAGGUGAUCUUCAGAGGCGGCUGGAGCUCGCAGUCUUUUCCUAUAUUAAGCAUUGGCCCCCACGUAACCCAUUUCGGCCGGUGGUGGCGCAGUGGUGACAUUUGCACCUUACAGGAAGGAGAGCCUGGGUUCAAUUCCUGAAUCGGGGGCCUUUCUGUGUGGAGUUUGUACUCCUUGUUCUGGUUCUGCAUGGGUUUCCUCUGAAAUGUUUGGUUUCCUAUAGAUAAAAAUAAACCACACAAAUAACUAAAUUGAGAUCCCACACACAGCAGCAAACUUGGCAGGACCCUCCUGAAUAAAGAGUCUUGAAACUCUGAGGCUUUCCUGGGUAAACAAGCGUAGUCAUAAAAUUCGUUCAUUCCAAAAAGAAGGUUCUCGUCAAGAAAAUGUUUUCCCUACGAUUUGAUGCCGGCACCCGCGUUGAAUGUUCGCACAGUAUAUUAUGCGGGUGUCGACACUAAGAGAAACGUGGUUCAUGUCGAAGAGAAUAUUCUGUAUCCUUGCAUCUCCGUGCUCGUGUUGGGUCAACAAUGGUGAGGUAUUGGGGUGUAUAUACGGUGGUGACGCGGACCGUUUCUGUCGAUUCUGUUCGUCAUUGAAGCUUUUAUCUUCGGCUGCUGGCGGGGGUUGGCGGCUGGCGCCGUGCGUUUGCCGGCCGUCGUUCGUCCCGCCUUGCUUUAAAUAAACGCGGCUGUCUCC